AUGUGGCUUAAAGUAAGCCGGCAUAUUGGCAUAUCGACCCUUUCAGACAGAAACCCAUACCAGCGUGCUUUACCGCAAAAUUGCGGUAUUGAAGCUCUGUCUGAAAGGGGCUUUAGACAUGAAAAUAUUGGGUUUAGUUUAUCGGCGUUGGCUUUUGUUCCCAACUUGAAGUUUUACAUGGCUUGGUCAGUCUCGUGCGCACUCGCGUUUCCACUUGGUGAUGUUCACAUGCAACAGAUGAAAGAGCUUGAUCAAGUUGACCGACGAACUCAGCAUAAAUUGUCGGAGCAGAAGAGACGGGAAACUAUAAAGAACUCGUUUGAAAACCUUAAGAAGGUGGUACCAGAUUGUCAAAAUUUAGCCGACCAAAACCAACAAAGUGUCCUACUUAAAGCUCAGACUUACAUUGUUGAUAUGAUAGACAAACAACAUCGCCAGAAAUUGCGGGCUGAUAAUUUUGAGUGUUUGAAGUCAAGAAAUAGACAGUUGGAACAGAACAUCACCAGAAUUCAACAGGAAUAUGAGAUACUUAGUAACAUGGAUUAAUUGAGGGAUGAGACACGGCAUGAUCUGGACCGGAUGAUAACACCAUGAUCUGGAUAAGACACCAUAAUCUGAAACGGAAGAGAGCACCAUAAUCUGGACUGGAUAAAACACGCCAUGAUCUGGACUGUAUGAUAGCAUCCUGAUCUGGACAUGAUGAUAACACCAUAAGUAAUAAGGUUUAAAAGAAAAGAAAAAGUGUUGCAUUUUACUUUACUACAUUCAGACAUUUGAUUUUAGUUUACUAUCUUAUAUUUUGGGAAAAUGGAACCAUAUUGUUUUUUAACCAAUCAAAGCUAUUGAAAGAUUAAUCCUGCUCAUUAAUUACGUUUGUUGUAGUGUGUUAUUUAGAUUAUGUUAAACAUUAAUUAAUAUAUUCUGAAAUAAUUAAAAUUGUAUUUGUAAAAUCAACAGUACCUAAGUAAUGGAUUUAAUAAUUGGUCAAUCACAUGAUCAACUUUUAGCCAAUCAAAACACUUAUUGUUAAAAAAAAGUCAUGUUAAUGCCAAUUAAUUUAAAGGAUGUUCUGCAUUUUUGUAGAAACAAGAUUGAAGUUUGUUAUUGUUGCAACUCUUUCUAGUUUCGAUGACAAAUUUUCGUUUUUGUAAAGCUAAAAUGGAAACGGAGUACUUACUUCGUUCUGAGUAAGCACUACGUUUCCAUUUUAGCUUUACAAAAACUUUUGAUCUAUACAAUUCUUGAAGCUAAAUGAAAUUCUUUCAAGUCUUUCUAGUUUGUUAAUAAGUGCCCGAGAAUGAUACCAACUUUGUUUUAAUCCAAGCAUGGAUGGAAUAACUUUUUUUUCUGUAUCUUGUGACAGGUUCCCCACCUGUACUGAAUUUUGUCCAGUCUUGUUUGCAACAGAUUUGAUUAUCUUGGGAAGUGGAACCUUCCGUGAAUUUCCACGGCUCCCUUGUUUCCCUCCCCUCUUGUUAGCAAUCGUAGUUUUGGCAGCUACACCAGUCACAUGGAUUUAACACUGAGCUUUUAAAAACAGGACGUUCACUACAACACGUUUUCCACCCAGCAUUUCAUAUGGUAAAUAAAGUGAAGAGUACACAUACGAUUUAAAUCAGACCAGUCAUAGAAUAGAUCCCGUGGGAAGCUGUUAUCACACAUUUCGCAAGUGUCAGCCGUUAGAAAGUUCAUAGGAUCCUACAAAGCUAAAAGAAAUCUGAUGAUUUUAUUAUUAUAUUAAGGAAUUGUGUAUCAUGACUUAGCAUUAUAAUUGCCCUUUAUUUCCUUCACAAUUGUGAUGCAGAAAGAAUUACAUUAUCGACUUAAAUUUAUUUUUGAUUUUUUUUCAAAGAAAAUUUAUGCCUAACUAUUUUCAAAAUCUGGAAUAGUGUAGUAUAAUCAUGUUGAAAGAUUCCAUCCUGGUUUUCAUUAAUAUUGGAAAUGUAUGUUUAAAGGGCUUUGGAGUUAUUCUUUUUAGUUUAGUAAUGUUUGUGACUCUGAUAAUGUUAAAUUUGAAGUUGAACCAAUGAGGAAAUAACAUUACUAGAGAGCACAUUUGCUUUAAAGCAAAUUAUAAGUGAAACUUGGUGUAAAUUUUUUGUAUUAAAUCUGGGUGACAUCAAGAGACAUUUACCUGUGUAAUGAUGCAAGGAAUGGAAUUGUUGCUAUAGUAACAUCAAGCAGAGUAGACAACUGUUGUGACCACAAUUACUUACUCAAUCACAUAGCUAAAUAUCACAGGUAGGAGUUUUUAACUGGAGGCAGAAAUGCAAGAUAAAGAUAGAGCACCACUUUUGUAAAGAGAACCUCUUCAUUUCCUCUGGGUAUGGUGGACAUAAUUGUGGUGAUUCAGUAACCCUUGUAGUCAAUACCUAACUCCAUACUUAUAACAGAACACCCUCUCUGGUUUCAAUAUUCUGACAACAAGGUGUCUUGAAUGAACUAAUAUUAUAGAUUGCUGCUACAGCAUACAUCUGUGAAACAGGUGCUAAAAUAAACCAUCUCUUCGGACAUCACAGAGGUAUAAUUUUAUACCCAAUAUAGAUUCAAGUUGUAUCUCACUAAGCGGUUAAAGUUCGUUUGGUACCAUGGGAAUAUGUUUGUUAGUUUUAAUAAAACACUCCAAAGAUGAUUCUCAGAAGCUUAAUUAAUGUACAUGCUUGUGUAAUUGAUAAAUAAAGUAAACUACAAAAUCUUAAUUUUGCUGUUAUUUUUUUAGUUGAAGCAUGUGUAACCAAUUAAGAUGAUAUCUGAUAGUCUUUUUAAUCAAUUGUUUAUGAAAGUUAAUUUAUUUAACCUUUACUGAAGGGUUUAUAAAUAGUUGUAUUUCAUCAUUCAAAUGGGUGAGAGUAAAAUAGUUUACCCUUUAUGUCAAUGGAACCGUUAAAAUGUAUUUUUGAUGACAUAAUUAUACUAUGUUUAUUAUUUGAAAUGUAAAGGAAUUUAAAUGAAAUACAAGUAUAGAUGUUCAGUUACUAUAGAGGGCGCCCGACCUUUUUGUUGUAUAUCAGCUCUAAUUUAUAGCCAUUUUUGUGCGCUACUGAUAGAUCGUAUUGUAUGUUUUAAGACAUUAAAAAUUAUUAUUAACAAGUGUCUUAUUUUUUCGGAAAGUGAGCGAUAAGCUUCAAAUGAAAAAAAAAUUCCUGUCUUAUGUUAAUUGAAUAUAUGAUAAUGAGACUCUCUUUAGCUACGAAGUCCUAUUGAACAUGAUUAAGAACAUUUCUUGACUUUGGUCUAUGUCGUGCUAGACUUACCUUUGUUAGGCUUUUGCUUUUGGUGGAUUUUCAAUUAAAUUAAAGGGGUCUUUUACUUACGUGUGCGCCUUAUGGUUGCCUGUAGUGCGCGUCUAACAUGUAAAUGAGGCUAUGCACGUCACAGCCACUCAGGAUUGGUUAAUUUGUGUAAAGGGAUAGCGUAGUAGACCCAAAAUAUUACAUGACGUCAAAUCAUCACUAACGUUAUGCAGAAGACAUAUUAUUUUCAAUGUCGCCACUUCACCAGUUUGUCACCAAGUAACUUGAUCAGAAAUCUGGGUUAAAGUGUACUUAAACAUUACUAAUGUUUACCCGUUUAUUGAAGGGAUAUUUUUCAAAAAACGUAUAUCGUUCGUGACCUAAUAUAUGAGGGACAGUUUAGUAAUAGAGAGUUCCGUAUGAUUUUAAAACAUUCAUAAAUUUAACUCGGUGGUUUAAUUUUCCACUGAAGAAAAUCGUUAAAAAUGUGUCAUGUUUUCAUUAAAGCCUCAGGAAAUUUUGAUUUCGUGUAUACCACCGAUUUGCGCAAGCAUUAAUUUCUAGAAGAAAAAUAAUAUUCAUGAGGCUGUUGAAACAAAUAGAGUUGUAUUAUAUUGUAUUGUAUGGUAAUUAGUGGUAAAUACGAUUUAUAAUGGUACAGGUUAUCGUUAUAAUGAUUAUGGUUUGUAAACUAAAUUAUAUAUAACUAAAAUGCUGCAGUACAUAGUGAUACUUUGUAAAGAGAUAGCGUUAACAAUUUCGCUAUAUUAGAAAAUCGUAUAUAUUUGAUGACUAAGAAAUUAAUGCCUUGUACAUUUUCUAGAUCUGUUGUUUUAUAUCCUUAGUUUUGUGCCGUGAAUCGUACAAACUUUGUUUAUUGUACACACGAGAUUUUUUUUAGUAUUGUAAAUUGACAAUAAAUAAAUGCAUCCGUAUGCAUUCUGACUCAAUACUCAAA
Anneissia japonica is the source of this 4191-nucleotide messenger RNA. Its product is annotated as max-like protein X. NCBI's taxonomy places the organism in Eukaryota, Metazoa, Echinodermata, Crinoidea, Comatulida, Comatulidae. The transcript has 5 exons. Gene Ontology annotation, cellular component: RNA polymerase II transcription regulator complex. Gene Ontology annotation, biological process: positive regulation of transcription by RNA polymerase II. The record is from RefSeq and is a predicted model, not a curated record. Gene Ontology annotation, molecular function: protein dimerization activity; DNA-binding transcription factor activity. The coding region runs from base 1 to 546 and encodes 181 amino acids.